Molecule: messenger RNA, 879 nt
Organism: Peronospora matthiolae
Lineage: Eukaryota; Oomycota; Peronosporomycetes; Peronosporales; Peronosporaceae
Source: the annotation of a GenBank genome assembly
AUGGAGUUCUACCCUCAAGAUGGCGCCGACGCCGCUGACGCUGCCGCUUGUGCUGCGCUGUUCGCAGACCAUACGGUGCUUUUGCCGGCAGUGUCCAAUGCCAAUCUGGGCCAAUUGACGCUCGAUCUGCUGAUCAACACGCUGCUAUCGAAUGGGAAGGAGUUUGACGUGGAGCUUACAUGUGCCGGUCACUUGCUUAGCAAUGCGACUCCUCCAAUUGCUGGUGGUGCUGCUUUUGCUACACAGCAGCCGCAGGCUCUGUGUCUCAAUCUUGCGGUGUAUCGGAGCAAAGAGAAGAAACUGACAGUGAUUCAGCAGCGAGCUCCUGUUCUGCCGGGACGGGUACACGCGUUCGUCCGAGAGCUGGUCGAGUGGGCCAUCUCGAGCAAAGUGGCGACGCUUGGUGUUGUCGCUGGAUGCGAUGAUAUGCUUCGUCAUGACAUCAAUAUGAUGAGCCGUCCGAUCCGUACCAUCUACUCUGCAAAUGCUGCUCAGCUCGACGGAUCUUUCUUGACUCGUUUUGAGGGACUCACUACAGCGACCACAAGCGUCCAUGAAGCAGCCCAGGCGCCUUCGUUACCUGCCGAGCAAUGGGAGCAGAUCCGCGGCGCCGGCCUUGCUCCAAUCUUGCAUGGACAGUGCGAAGAGCGGAAAUUGCCGUUUGUUGCGUGGGUGAUGGCGUGUGCUGAAGGAGACAACGUCUUGGACGCUGUUGCCAUGGCUACACAGCUCUUUCGCUCCCUGCGAAUCGAACAGAAGGAUUCGACGACUGAACCGAGCGCGGUGUCGAGAUCGAUACCACGAGCGCUUCCGUUUGCGUUCCCACCCUCAUGGAACCAGCUUUUCGGACGAGGGCCUGAUGUAUCGCUGUACCUCUGA